Ipomoea nil (Japanese morning glory) is the source of this 2050-nucleotide messenger RNA. RefSeq lists its product as uncharacterized. Gene Ontology annotation, molecular function: RNA nuclease activity. The record is from RefSeq and is a predicted model, not a curated record. The transcript is spliced from 3 exons. The coding region runs from base 161 to 1312 and encodes 383 amino acids. NCBI's taxonomy places the organism in Eukaryota, Viridiplantae, Streptophyta, Magnoliopsida, Solanales, Convolvulaceae.
AGACUGGAGAAGCCUUCUCCAAAUCCCUGGCAUUCCUCAGUCUUCACAGCGGCACAACUGCACUGCUAUCCUCAUUCAUCACCAAGACACCGAGUCUCAAACUUCUGCGGUAGUUUAUGAUUUUGGUUGGGUUUGGAGAUUACUGAAAAAUAACAUCUGGAUGUGGAAUCUUGUGAAAUCAAGCUCUAUUUUGAAUGAAAGUUGCUCAUUUAAGAAACUAAGAAUUGUAUACCCACAGCUUGGAUUUUUUAGAUAUUGUCAUUUUCAGUUGGGUUCUGAUGGGUUAGGUUCAUCGUUGGAUUUGGCACAAAAGAAGGCCCAAAGCAUUGUUGGAAUUUUCUGGGAUUUGGAUAAUAAACCCCCCAAGACAUUGCCUCCUUUUGAGGCAGCCUCUAAGUUAAGGAAGGCGGCAGAGCAAUUUGGGUUUGUGAAGUACAUGAUAGCUUAUGCUAAUCACCAUUCGUUUAAUUAUGUACCACCUGUUGUUAGGCAGCAGAGGAAAGAAAGGAAAGUGUUGAAUGAAUUGGAAAAUAAGGGAGUGGUUAAGCCAGACGAGCCAUAUAUCUGCAGGGUGUGUGGGAGGAGGUUUUACACCAAUGAAAGGUUUAUUAAUCAUUUUAAGCAAAUUCACGAGCGUGAACAGGUGAAACGGUUAAAUCAGAUAGAGAGUGCGAAGGGGAGUAGGAGGGUGAAGUUGGUUGCAAAGUAUGCAAUGAAGAUGCAGAAGUAUAAGAAUGCUGCUAGAGAUAUUUUGACACCAAAAGUGGGGUAUGGUUUGGCAGAUGAGUUGAAACGGGCAGGAUUUUGGGUUAGGACUGUUUCAAAUAAGCCCGAAGCUGCAGAUAUUGCUUUAAGGGAUCAUUUGGUGGAUAUGAUGGAUAAAAGGAGGGUUGACUGCGUGCUUCUUAUAUCUGAUGAUUCAGAUUUUGUGGAUGUUUUGAAGGAGGCGAAGUUGAGGUGUUUGAGGACAGUGGUUAUUGGUGAUAGCAAUGAUGGUGCUCUCAAGAGGACUGCAGAUGCUUCUUUCUCAUGGCAGGAAAUAACGAUGGAGAAAGCUAAGAAAGAAGCAGUUUCAGUCGUGGGCCGGUGGAAAGACCAUGAUGUGUUGAAAACAUUGGAAUGGACUUAUGAUCCUGGGAGAGACAAAAAAUACUAUCUUUCUGACAUUGAGAGUGAGGGUUCGGGUUCUGACAUUGAACAUUUUCUUUCCGGGGGAAAUGAUGAUAAUUCUCUACAGAAGGAAGAUAGCGGAGCAUGGUGGGAGCUAGACUCUGAUACUGCAAACAUGAACAGAUCUUCACAAUCACUUUAAUAAGUAGUCAGUUAUAUUUUUAAGCUAUAAAGUGAUAGCCCAACGGUACUUAACAUGUGAAACAUACAUUAUACUCGAAGAAACCGAAUUCUGAUGACAAUGCGAUGAUUGGACUCCUUCUGCAACAGCUUGGAAGAAACACUUUUCAAUUACAUAAGCAUCCAAAUAAGAACUGGGAUCUUUGCUGAUACGAAUUACUCCUAAUCCUAAGGCAGGAAGCAACUCAAGCUUGCUAAUCAUUGAUUGAAAAAGUUAUGUUCUGCUAGAAAAAUUGGAGAGUUUGAGUUUGUUGAUGAUCACAGAGCUUGAAAAAUUGUUGUUAAGCUGAAUGGAAGACUGAAUAAAUGUGGGGUGAUAAGUCCGUGUUUUGAUUUUGGUGUUAAUGAUACUGAAGGGUGGACUGCUAGAUUGCUCCCUUCAAGACAGUUUGGGUACAUUAUGCUGACCACUUCAGCUAGCAUCAUGGACCAUGAGGAGGCCAGAAGGAAGAACGUCGGAGGAAAAGUACUCGGUUUCUUUUACUAGGAUUGUUUUGUUGAUUAGGAAAAACCUCCAGUUUUGGUGUACUCUUUAUGUUUGCUUUGAAUUUUGGUUUUGUCUAAGUGCCAUUGAGCCCCUUUUGCCCCGGGCCUAUAAAAUAAUAGAACCGGUCUUGAAAGAGCAGUGGACAAUUUCAUUUUGCUUACCCUAUGUAUUUUGUGUUCUUGUCAUAUUGCUAUACACCAAGUGAUUCAUGUA